GAACCUUUCUUUUGGUUCCGGGCCUCACUGGAGCGAACAUGGCGGCCGAGGGAGACGUCGAUUUGGACCUCGAAGCCGACGAGAACUGCACCGGGAAACCGGCGGAAAAGCCCCGGAAACAUGACAGCGGGGCCGCGGACCUGGAGAGGGUCACGGACUACGCGGAGGAGAAGGAGAUCUCCAGCUCCGACUUGGAAACGGCCAUGUCAGUGAUCGGAGACCGAAGGUCACGAGAACAGAAAGCCAAACAGGAGAGAGAAAAAGAGUUGGCCAAAGUCACCAUCAAGAAAGAGGACGUGGAAUUAAUCAUGUCAGAGAUGGAGAUCUCUCGCUCGGUGGCGGAGCGCAGCCUGAGGGAACACAUGGGCAACGUGGUGGCGGCGCUGGUGGCUCUGACCCACUGAGCCAAUCGGCUUUCUGCACACUGGACUUCUUUAAAUGUGUUGUGGUUCCAGAGUUCAGGCCGAGCUCUGUGGGGGAACUUUUCUCUAGCUUUCUUUUUUUUUUUUUAAAUAAAAGUUGACUUGUU
Messenger RNA from Cyclopterus lumpus (lumpfish), 529 nucleotides. RefSeq names its product huntingtin interacting protein K (gene hypk). NCBI's taxonomy places the organism in Eukaryota, Metazoa, Chordata, Actinopteri, Perciformes, Cyclopteridae. The coding region runs from base 39 to 404 and encodes 121 amino acids. Gene Ontology annotation, biological process: protein stabilization; negative regulation of apoptotic process. The record is from RefSeq and is a predicted model, not a curated record. The transcript is spliced from 4 exons.